UAAAAAUCCUAGUGUUCAAAUAAAUUAGCAUCAUCGUAAUUAUUAAAAAAAAACAACAAUCAAACUCAAAUCAACUGUUUACCGCUGGGGCGUGUCCAAAAAUUAUUAAUUUUAACGUGAAACAAUAUGAGCCGAUGUAUUCUUAAAUGAAAUUUUGUGAAAUACAAGAAAAAUGGAUACUUACCUUGUCGUAACACUUUCUUCCAUUCUUAUUGGUACAACAAGUGCUAGCAUUUAUGGCAGUGAAAAUGCAAUCAAUGGCAUUAACAAAGUGCCUAAAAUAGAAGGACAGGACAUCAUCACUUGGUGUACCACAUCUCUGCUGGAGAACCAGAAAUGUGAGAAACUGGCCCAAUCAGUUUUACAAGAUAAGGGGCUGUUUGGAAAGGAUUUUAUUGAAUUGAAGUGUAAAAGAGCAUUUGAUACAGAGGAAUGCAUGUCAUGGGUGGACCGUGGUGAAGCCUCCUUGCUUGGUUUAGAUGCAGGAGAAGUAUAUGUUGCUGGCCGGUACCACUCCCUAGUACCCAUUCUACAAGAGUUAUAUGGUGCAAGCAAGCCCUACCAAUAUUCGAUAGCAGUGGUUCGCAAGGGUGCUUUGCCAUCAAUCCAGCCUGGCUAUGGAUUGUCCGGACUUCGAGGCGCAAAAGCCUGUUUCCCUGGCGUUGGAGCUCUUGCCGGCUGGGUCAUGCCCAUUCAUGUUUUAAUGCAAGAAGGAGGUUUAAAAAUAACAGACUGCAACAAUCACGUAAAGUCAGCCAUAGAGUUCUUUGGUGACUCCUGCGCACCUAACUCAUUGAAAGACAUGUACAAUCCCAUCGGAGAUAACUCUGACAAAUUAUGCAAGCUGUGUGCGGGUGGGGCCGGCAUUCGGUGUACUUUAGCAGAUCCUUACGCUGGUUACGAAGGCGCGUUACGCUGUCUCAUUGCCAAUAACUCAGGAGAUAUCGCCUUCGUUCGGGAUACCACUGUACAACACGCUUUGCUUUCACAUCAAAUACUUGGUGGUGUAACGGAGGAUCAAUUCGAGAUAAUCUGUCGCGACGGUUCACGACGCCCUGUCACGGAUUCAGAGAACUGCAACUGGGGUCGAGUCCCGGCUGACGCAAUCGUCACCAGCAGUGCUGUGUCCAUGGAACAGAGGAAAAAAUACCAAGACUACUUACAAGUGAUAUACCAACUGUAUGGAGAACCGAACCCUCUGAAUAAGAUCUACAACAAUAUAACGAACGGGGUCCAACCUGGUGGUUACAACCCAUACUCAUCUACCGAGUCUUCGCGGUACCCAUACGAGACCUUCAACAGAGAUAACAGAUUUAACAACAACUUUAAUAACAGACAGAAUGAAUAUGAAGAAGAUAUGAAUAAUAAAGCAAGCACUAUGCCGCCAUUCAAGAACCGUGUGGACUCAUCAGGGCAACCUAUAGAAUCGAUAUUCCAACUCUUCAGAUCCAAUGAAACUACAGAUUUAUUGCUACAGGACGCGACGGUGAACUUCAGAGUAUUAAAAGAAGAGGAACAGGCGGCUAAACAUAUACUCAACAACAAGUUCGUAGGGGGACAGGCAGAGAACGCAGUGUUAGCCAUCCGAGACUGUCCUAUAAAGAGAGCUACGCUGUGUGUCACAAGUGAUCAGGAAAUGGAUAAAUGUCUUAAAAUGAGGGUAGCUCUCAAAGCCGCUUUCCUGUCUCCUACGCUAGUCUGCUGGCGGGGGCACAGCACCCGGCACUGCGAGCGCGCCAUCGCGGAGGGGGCCGCGGACUUCGCCCUCUUUGACUCGGCAGACAUGCUGCAUGCCGCCAACAUGCAUCGACUUGUGCCUUUUAUGCAGGAGAUCUACUCAAGCGGUGAUAACUGGUACUACGCAGUGGCAGUAGCUAAAGAACAAGAUCCCGAUACAGAUUUAACGUACCUGCGCGGGAAGAAUGCUUGCCACACUGGACUCGGUACGGCCGCUGGAUGGGUGUUCCCGCUUGCUUACCUGAUAUCCAACGGAUGGAUUCGAUCGUACGGGUGCGACGGUGCGCACGCGGCGGCGGAGUACUUCACGAAGUCGUGCGCGCCCGGGGCACUCAGCGCGGAGUACGUCGACUCCGGAACUGUUCCACACGACAACCUAUGCCAUCUCUGUCAUGGCGCGUCCUUCAGACGCUGCCGUCGCGACGCUAGUGAAGACUACUUCGGUCAUGUAGGCGCAGUUCGUUGUAUGGUAGAAGGGGGUGGUGAUGUGGCCUUCGUCCGACACUCGGCUCCGGCUGAAGUGUCUGCUGGAAGACGUCGUGAAUGGUGGGCGAGAGAUCUCCUACCCGACGAUUUGCAGCUGUUAUGUCCCGAUGGUACUCGCGCAAAAAUGCAUGAAUACAAACACUGUAACUUGGGCAAGGUGCCUGGUUCCGUUCUCAUGGGUAGACCCAACCAUACUGAACUGGACACAUACUCGAACUUGAUGGUGUAUGCACAGCAAUUCUAUGGAGCUGUAACUACUGACGAAUUCAGUUUCAGCAUGUUCUACUCUCAACCGCCUUACUCCGAUCUAAUAUUCAGCGACGUGGCUGUACGACUGAAGCCUUUGGCUCACAACAAGAGAUCAGCUGAAAUUGUUGCUGGUCCUGCACUGAUAAGAGCAGCCCGUAUUGUCUCCUGUGAUGCUCCACAAGCUUCAUACUAUGUAGCGUCUGAUCCAGACUUCUUGUCCCAUGCAUACAGUAACGGUGUUAUGGGACAUUUAUUAGCAAUUUCCCUAUUUUUGUUAGCCUUAUUGAGAUAGUUUUACCUCCUUAUGAUUAUAUAAACUAUAGAAAUAGUAGUCUGAAAUCUAAAUAACUGAGACUAGUUAACAGCUGAUAAAGAUUUAGUAGCAUUUAUUUUUAUGAUUAUAAUAGACUGUAUAUGUACCUAACAAAAGACAGUGAUGUACAAUUGAGUUUUUAUACAAUCUUUAUUUUAUAUUAUUAAUCAGUUUACAUUAUUUUUAUUAUUGAAACAUACCUUGUUGUAUGCAAUAUAGUUUUUAAGACAUUCCUAAGUGACUUAACAGAUCUGAGCUAUGAUAUUAUAAUCUAAGAAGACAAUGAAGCAACCUUAUGAUUUAGGAUAAGCUUUUUUGUGUUUUGCAGCUACGACUUCUUUACUUCCGUCCAAAUGUGUGCCUAGAUUAUUUAGAUAUUAUCAUUUUUAUACCGUCCAAGUGAAUAGCGUGUAUUUUUAUGAAAUAAAAUAUUUU
This is a messenger RNA of Spodoptera exigua (beet armyworm), 3220 nucleotides long. The record is from the annotation of a GenBank genome assembly. Lineage: Eukaryota; Metazoa; Arthropoda; Insecta; Lepidoptera; Noctuidae.